AGUUUGGAUCACGUCUAAAAAAGAAAGAAAAUGUCCUCGUAACUAACUUAAAAAAAGUGUUAGCCUAGCCGACUUGCUAUAAACAGCUAGCUAGCUAAUGUGCUAACUAAUGUAACGCUAACUGUACAGCACAGAUUACUGAAUAAACUGUCCGCAGACAGAUUAAAUAUUUGUUAUUUUUAAGCAACUUCACCUUUAAUAAGCUGACGGAGGCAAAAAUAAUAAACAAUUAUGGCAAGUCAGAGACCCCCGUCAGCCAGGCCCAUGAGUCGUGGAUCUUUGGUCCCGGGCACUGGAAGACCACCAACUGCCAUCAGACCCCCACAGACAGCCAUCAGAGUGGGAACUGGGAUGGUGCCAGGCACUGCCCGUCCUGGAACCAGGGCUGGACCUAUUGCCACUCCAGGGGUUUUAUCGGCCCAGAUUAAAGUGACUGAACGACCAGUCACUCAACAAGGUCUCAGUGGAAUGAAGACCGGUGGGAAAGGACCCCAGAGACAAAUCCUGGAUAAGUCAUACUACCUUGGAUUACUUCGGAGUAAAAUCAAUGAGCUCACAACCGAGACCAGCAAGUUACAGAAAGAGAUCGACUUUUUCAACCAGGAAAACUCGGUUUACCUGUCCUAUGAAAAAAGAGCGGAAGGUUUGGCCGGAGAAAUAAAGGAACUGCAGGGACAGCUGGCCGACUACAACAUGCUGGUUGACAAGCUGAAUACAAACACAGAAAUGGAUGAACUAAUAAAUGACAUUAGUAUGCUGAAAUCACAGAAUGACCGAGAGGCCCAAAGCAUAGAUUCAAUUUUCACAGAGAGAAGAAAGAAAGAGGAAUUGAUUCAGGCUGUAGAAGAGGACGUUGAAAGGGAGAAACAGGCAGCAGAUGAUGUGGUCAAAAAGAUGCCCAUGGAGGAACAAGCCAAGUAUGCUGAAAUGAAAGCUACCAAUGAGAAGCUCAUACAGGAAAUUGCAGUUCAACAGGAUGAGCUGGAUGCAUUAUUGAACAUGAAGGAGACCCUUGAGGCUGAGCUGGCACACUCAUCAGUAAAGCAGAAGGCAGUGUUGUUACAUGAACGUCUGGAGGAGCUGGAACAGCGUCAUGAAGCCCUGCAGGCUGAAGAAAAGAGCACACUGUCUCCCCAGGAAGAGAGAGAACGUCUCCUCAAACAGGUGAAAGAAGACAACCAAGAAAUAGCCAGCAUGGAACGGCAACUGACUGAAACUGGAGAAAAAUUAAAACGUGUUACUGAAGAAUUGCGACAACUUGACAUGGACAUGGAGGACCACCAAGGUGAAAGAACCCAGAAGUACAAAGAGCUGCAGAGGAAAGAGGAGGAAAUUGAUGGUUACUUGGAGACUUUUGAGAAGAAUAAAGCUCAGGAGAUGGAGCACAUGCGUGAGAUUCAGGCCAACAUUGUGGCUCUGCUGGAGCAGUCUAGUAGGAUGAUGAAUCGCAUGAAUCAGCUCUCGUCUGUUAGUCCUCAUGAGCUCAAGUCCAUGCAAGAGGACCUUAGCUUUAAAGAGACCGAGAUGCAGAAAUCUCAGAGUACAGCCACAGGACUGUCUUCUGAGUGUGAGCGUUUGCAGCAGGACCUUGUUAAGGUGGAGCAGUUGGAAGGGAAGGUGCUGUCAGAGAUGAACUCUCUAAAAGAAAAGAUCCAACAGAUGAGUGAUGAUAUGAAGACGUACAGGGACCUGGAUGCUCUCAAAGCAGCCGGGCAGCAGAAGAUGAAGAGGCUGCAGGAGGAAAAAGCGUCUCUGACAGAAAGGAGAGACGCCCUCAAGAAGAUCAAUCACAAGAUGAAUCAAGAAUACGAGGCUCUGGCAGCACAGUUACAGGAGAAUGAAACCCAUGCACAGUUAAGAAAUCUGGAACGGAAGUGGCAACACCUUGAACAGAACAACUUUGUUAUGAAAGAAUUCAUCGCUUCUAAAAGCAUGGAGAGCGACUACCGGAUCGUGAAGGAAAAGGUCACUAAGCAGCUUGUUGAGUACAAUAAGAUGCUCAUUGAUGCCUUGCAGGGCACCAGAAACUGAGCCACACUUCCUGCCUCCUGCUCAGCCAUUGGGGCUCCACAGCUUCAUCACAGAAUCAUUUCCUGUGUAGGACCGCUCUCCUACUCAACAUUCCAGAGGCAUGUCGCACGUGCCGUGGAGAUUAGUGUGGUCAGAGCGGUGGGAAAAACACAAUUCGUCUUUCUCUGCAAGUCUUCAGUUAGCUGGUGAGGGCAUACUCAAGAAAGUAGACUUAGCAAAGGAGUGGAAAAUAAAUCUAUAAAACAGUAUAUAUUUCUAUUCAACACUAAUUAUAAUUAAGCAUAUAACAGUAGUUUAUAUUAUAAUAAUAUAAUGAUAGUUCUUAAUAGUUUUUAUGUAUGGUAAGUAUCUGUAUCUACUGUGUGGACCAUUCUACUUGUUCUCCUAUCAGGAUAUUAGUUGGAGCCGUUUCUAAGCUACUUUACAGCUAAUGAUCAUCAAUACAAACCAUUGUCCUUAAGCACAAUAUACACGAAACAGAAAAAACAUGAAUGUGUUUGGUCAGUUGAAAUGUGCUGAAAUGUGCGUGUCACAAUCCACAGCCAAGUGAACAUUAGAAAACCAACAAUUUAGGUUGAACUUUGCCAUUUAUGCAAAGUAGAGUCAUCAUAGAUCCAACCAGAAGCUUUGUGAGGGUGAAUAAAUGGGGCUGACUGAGGACUGUGUAUAUUUUUGAUCCAACAGAUGUGUCAUAUUUUUCACAAACCUUCAAUAAACUCCAGUUACAAAACAUA
This is a messenger RNA of Trichomycterus rosablanca, 2765 nucleotides long. It is a transcript of the gene ift74, whose product is annotated as intraflagellar transport 74. Gene Ontology annotation, molecular function: beta-tubulin binding. Gene Ontology annotation, cellular component: cilium; intraciliary transport particle B; centrosome. The record is from RefSeq and is a predicted model, not a curated record. Bases 232 to 2031 code for a protein of 599 amino acids. The transcript has 20 exons. Gene Ontology annotation, biological process: cilium assembly; intraciliary transport involved in cilium assembly. Lineage: Eukaryota; Metazoa; Chordata; Actinopteri; Siluriformes; Trichomycteridae.